This is a messenger RNA of Nerophis lumbriciformis (worm pipefish), 1815 nucleotides long. It is a transcript of the gene ube2s, whose product is annotated as ubiquitin-conjugating enzyme E2S. Lineage: Eukaryota; Metazoa; Chordata; Actinopteri; Syngnathiformes; Syngnathidae. The record is from RefSeq and is a predicted model, not a curated record.
GUUGUUGUUGUGAGGCCACGCCCAUUUCAGCAUUCGCUCCAAAAAAAAAUAUAUCGGCUCAUUUAAAAUGUAACGACUAUAUUUGUUAAAAAAAUUAAAGCAAUCAGGUAUUAAUUUAGUAAUAUUACACGAACGCCAAUGUGCGUUUACAUACAUUUAGAUAAGACGCCUUUUUGUCGGUCCUGUAGCGCUCUCUAGUGCUUAAUAGUUUUAAAGAACUUGAAUUUUUUCUGAUACAUUUAGAUAUCGAGUCAAAUUAAGUAAAAUAUUAAUUAAAAUGUUGAUGUCAUGUUCGAGUUCAUGUUUAGUUCAUUGACGUUGCUGGUUUUUUUUUUUGUAUAUUUAUCGUUUUUCAUAUUCAAUAUAUUUUCCUCCGUGCAAUUUUUUUUUAAAUUCAUCCCAGCCACCAUACUUUUCAUCCCUAAUUUGUUCUCAGUUUUGUAAUAGUUUUACUCCAGUUUUAUUCGUGGAUAUUGUUGUUUAUUUUAAACUGACCUAUAGCCGAGAAGCGACAGUCAACACUGGUUGGGCGCUCGUUGAUGACGCACACACGCAUCGCUGUCGUGAUUGGUGCAAUUCAAACAAGGCUGCACGCUGAUUGGUCAGGCCGCCCGGACAGCGAUGGUCGGUUCAGCGAGCAACAUAUUUGUGUUCCUGUGACAAGGAACAGCGAAGAAAAAAAACUGAAGAAGUUUCCGUAAAAUAUAUUUAUAAGUAUUUGUAUUUUAUAUAAGUAUUUUUUUUUAUUUUAACUGCCCACGUCGUCGUGUAUUUUAACCCCCCGCUGCCUGAGAAGAAGUCAUUCUGAAGAUGAACUCCAAUGUGGAGAAUCUACCCCCUCACGUACUACGCUUGGUCUACAAAGAGGUUUCAGCUUUAGUGGCAGACCCACCGGAGGGCAUCAAGAUCUACCCCAGCGAUGAGGACAUAACAGAACUGCACACAGCCAUCGAAGGGCCAGAGGGAACUCCGUUUGCCGGCGGCGUUUUCCGAAUGCGCCUGGUCCUGGGCAAGGACUUCCCCGCCGUGCCGCCCAAGGGCUACUUCCUCACCAAGAUUUUCCACCCCAACGUGGGCCACAAAGGAGAAAUCUGCGUCAACGUCCUGAAGAGGGACUGGAAGGCGGAGCUUGGCCUCAGACACGUCUUACUGACUAUCAAGUGUCUUCUCAUCCAUCCCAACCCGGAGUCGGCCCUCAACGAGGAGGCGGGGCGCCUGCUCCUGGAGGACUAUGCGGAGUACGAGGCCCGCGCCCGCCUGCUCACGGAGAUACACGCCAUGGCGGGGCCCGGCGACUCCCCGGGGGCCGCCCAGGACCCCCACGACGGCCCCCAGCCCAAGAAGCACGCGGGCGACCUCGCCAAGAGGGCGGGAGGUGGCGCGCCCGCGGUGCCCGCCGCCCUCGGGAACGGUGCCAGCGGGCCCAGCGUGAGCGUCGGCAGCACCAGCACGUCCAGCAGCAGCGUAGCCGUGAAGAAGAAAGCGGAUAAAAAGCGAGCGUUGAGGCGACUUUAAUGCUGCUGUGACCGUUGGUGUGUGUGUGUGUGUGUGUGUGUGUGUGUGUGUGUGUGUGUGUGUGUGUGUGUGUGUGUGUGUGUGUGUGUGUGUGUGUGUGUGUGUGUGUGUGUGUGUGUGUGUGCGCGUGUGCGUGCGCGUGUGCGUGUGCGGGCGCCCGUGUAAAUACCAAUAUCAAAGUUGCUCCUUUUUGGUUUUCCCUCUUUUAAAGGAACCACGCAGACUGUCCACUUUGUACCGUAGCUUUUUGACUUCCUCAUGCUAAAAGUCAUAAUAAAAUGAUGAGAGCCGUCACUUUAA